Molecule: messenger RNA, 498 nt
Organism: Trichomonas vaginalis G3
Lineage: Eukaryota; Parabasalia; Trichomonadida; Trichomonadidae
Product: organellar and viral DNA polymerase type B
Exons: 1
Coding region: 1-498 (165 amino acids)
Source: RefSeq, a predicted model, not a curated record
AUGAGUAUAGCUGCAUAUGCGUAUGAAGCUGACAGAGCUAAACGUUUAUAUUUUGGUCAAUACUCUCUCACACUUACUGACAAAUAUAUUGUUAUCACUGAUGGAAAUACUGAGAAAUACAUAACAUGGAAGGACUAUGAAAAGUUUGACCCUAUUUUAACUCCAUGUACUAUGCCGUUUAUAAAGGACGGUGAAAUUAUUGAAAAAGAUAAUACAACCGUAUAUAGGUCUGUUUAUGAAGCAUUAGAAUAUAUGUUGAAUCAUAACCCAAAAAGAUUUGACCCAAGCACUACACCAUGUGCAAUGCCUUUUAUUAAGGACGGUGAAAUCGUAAGAGUUCCGGAUUCAACGGUUUACACAGCUGUUCAAAACAGUUUACAAAACAUUUUAGCGAAUAUCUUUAAUUCAGAAACUACAGAAAUAAAAUUACCAUAUAUAACAGAUGCUAAAGAAAUUAAAUCAAAACGACAACAUUAUUUACGUCACUUAAUGAUUUAA